Messenger RNA from Arvicanthis niloticus (Nile rat), 2175 nucleotides. RefSeq names its product F-box protein 9 (gene Fbxo9). Gene Ontology annotation, cellular component: cytoplasm; SCF ubiquitin ligase complex. NCBI's taxonomy places the organism in Eukaryota, Metazoa, Chordata, Mammalia, Rodentia, Muridae. The record is from RefSeq and is a predicted model, not a curated record. Gene Ontology annotation, biological process: SCF-dependent proteasomal ubiquitin-dependent protein catabolic process. Gene Ontology annotation, molecular function: protein binding.
GCGCGGCGCGGCGGCGCAGUUUCCGCAGUAGAGCAGGCAGCUCCGCCGCUGCGUCCAGACGUCUCCUGCUGGGCCGACGCUCCGGUCCUCGCUCAGUGCUCGGCCUCCGCUGGCGACCGGCGACCUCUCCGCAGCUCGAGUCCCCGGCCGCCGCAGCGCGCCUGCCUCCAGCCCCCUGUCCCGCGAAGAUGGCUGCCGUACGCCGGGCCCGCAGUUACUGCCGCUGCCUGGUGCGCUUCUCCGACCGAGAACUCUGCUAAGCCGCGCUGCAGCAGACGGGCAGGAGUAGACACCGGGCAGCCGCCACCCCUCCGGGAGCCGGGCGCGGGGAGCCCCUAGACUGGGCCGGCCGCCCGCCAGCAUGGCAGAAGCGGAAGAAGAUUGUCAUUCUGAUGCUGUCAGAGUAGGCGAUGAAGGAAAUGAGAGUCCAGCUGAGAGAGACCUGCAGGCGCAGCUCCAGAUGUUCAGAGCUCAGUGGAUGUUUGAACUUACCCCAGGUGUAGGUUCCAGUAAUGUAGAAACUCGGCCUUGCAGAGCAGGAAGAAGCUCUAUACUGAAAGCAGCUGCAGACACCAAAGGAAGACAGGAACUGGCAAAGGAAGAAAAGGCUCGAGAACUCUUCCUGAAGGCAGUGGAGGAAGAACAAAAUGGAGCUCUCUAUGAAGCCAUCAAGUUCUACCGCAGGGCUAUGCAGCUAGUACCUGACAUUGAGUUCAAGAUCACUUAUGCCCGGUCUCCAGAUGGCGACGGCGUCGGGAGCAGCUACAUUGAAGAUAACGAGGACGCCAGCAAGAUGGCCGAUCUCCUGUCGUACUUCCAGCAGCAGCUCACGUUGCAGGAGUCUGUGCUCAAACUCUGUCAGCCUGAGCUUGAGACCAGCCAGACUCACAUAUCAGUUCUGCCUAUGGAGGUGCUGAUGUACAUCUUCCGGUGGGUGGUGUCAAGUGACUUGGACCUCAGAUCAUUAGAGCAGCUAUCACUGGUGUGCAGAGGAUUCUAUAUCUGUGCCAGAGACCCUGAAAUAUGGCGUCUGGCUUGCUUGAAGGUGUGGGGCAGAAGCUGUAUGAAACUUGUCGCAUACCCAUCCUGGAGAGAGAUGUUUUUAGAGCGGCCCCGUGUUCGGUUUGAUGGAGUGUACAUCAGUAAAACCACAUAUAUUCGCCAGGGAGAGCAGUCUCUUGAUGGUUUCUAUAGAGCUUGGCACCAAGUGGAAUAUUACAGAUACAUAAGAUUCUUUCCUGAUGGCCAUGUGAUGAUGUUGACGACCCCUGAGGAACCUCCAUCCAUUGUCCCCCGUUUAAGAACCAGGAACACCAGAACGGAUGCAAUUCUGCUGGGUCAUUACCGCUUGUCACAAGAUGCAGACAAUCAGACCAAAGUGUUUGCUGUGAUAACUAAGAAAAAAGAAGAAAAGCCACUUGACCAUAAAUAUAGGUAUUUUCGUCGUGUUCCUGUCCAAGAGGCAGAUCACAGCUUCCAUGUGGGACUGCAACUGUGCUCCAGUGGCCACCAGAGGUUCAACAAACUCAUCUGGAUCCACCACUCUUGUCACAUCACUUACAGAUCAACUGGUGAGACUGCAGUGAGUGCUUUUGAGAUUGACAAGAUGUACACCCCCUUGUUCUUCGCCAGAGUGAGGAGUUACACUGCGUUCUCAGAAAGGCCUCUGUAGAGCCUCACCAGCAUGUCACAACUGCAUGAGCAGAAGCAUAGCGCGCCAGCAUACCUAAGUUAUAUGUAAAUAUACAUACGUGUGUGUGUGUGUAUAUAUAUAUAUAUAUAUAUACACAUGCAUAUAUACAUACAUGGAGUUGGAACUUACUUUAAGUUGUUGGAAUUCCUUUAAGAAGAGUAUAAAUUAUUUUUUUUAUUUAAAAGGAUAGGUGAUUUCUGGGGUACUUUGUUUUGAAAUUAGAAGUUGUUAAGAACACUUUUGUUGUAAUAAAUCAUAAUGUAGAGUUUAAAUCAUGUUUUCAAGCAGGUUUCUGAGCAGCUCUGUCACGUACACUGCCUUGUGCCUAAGCAUCCUCAGACACACGUCAGGAGCACACUGGAUAGUAUUUAUUCCCGCAUGACUUAGUGUCUUUGCAUCAGACUCAAAAUGUGAAACCUGUUCUGGAUUUGUUUGAAACUGUUCAAUAAAGAUCAUAAAUAAAUGUUUCUUUCAAGGAAAUA